Molecule: messenger RNA, 613 nt
Organism: Durusdinium trenchii
Lineage: Eukaryota; Dinophyceae; Suessiales; Symbiodiniaceae
Source: the annotation of a GenBank genome assembly
GAGUCGCGGAAGCACUUUGAGAAGCGCUGCAAAACCACUUGGCAAAGAUACUGGUGGUGUUCGCGAUGGGACGAUCUUGGCGUGUCGAGCAUUGAUUUUAGCACUCAUUGCGACAUGCCGCGGUGGUUGGUGGGUGCUCGAACAACCCAGCACUAGCUGCAUGGAGUGGCUCCCAUGUUUUCAAGCACUCCUCAAACUCACUUCCGUGAGGAAGUACAUGACGAGCAUGGCCGACUUUGGGGGACCUACAGAGGAGCGAACAAUCUUAUAUUCCAGUAGCGAUGCCAUCGAGAAGCUCAGCCAAUUCCAUUCAAGGCGCAACCUCCGCCAACGGGGCAUGGUGCGACGCUAUGUGGAUGGGAGUGGCAAAUGGAGAGUGCAGGGAGGGUCCCAAUUGAAAGCAAGUCAAGCUUAUCCGGCAGGGUUUGGGCGCGCCCUAGCUUCGUGCAGAACACUGGCCCUCAAAAAGCAGCGGAGAUUUGCCCGUAGCUUUCUGAAGAGGGCUCACGAAUCGCGUGGAUCCUUGAUGGAUGAGAGGCCCCGAGCCAAUGCAAAAUGGGUGAAGGGGGCUGAUCUCAAGCCCAUCAUUACAUACUUAUCCCAGUGCCAGUGA